UGAUGGCUUAUUGUUUUUGUUUAUUUAAUGUCACUGUCUUGAAAUGCAAAACAAUCAUUUACAGACUACUUAUGGCUAUUAUUAUUAUUGGCGUGUGUGGUGUUGUGUCAUAGGUUGCACCCCCAAGCUAUGCCAUGCCUAAAAUUCCAUUAAAGUUUUGGCUUGACAAGUCCUGACAGAGACAAGGAACAACAGAGGAGAGGCAUUCAUGUGUGCACGCGCGUCAGAACUCUUUCAGCAGGGCGGAACAGCUCCCAUCUAUUUGUAGUUCUCAGUAUGUCUGAAUGUCACAGUCCACACAUGGAGAAGGAAUACAAAUGCGAGUAGAUCAGCCUACUACUAUAAGCAUGUAUGAUUAUACAGCGUAACAUUGUAUAGCGACAGUGAUUGCCUUGUGUUGUCACCAUGAAUGCCUCGGCUGGAACAGGAGUGUUCGUCUUGUCCUUGAUGUCAAUACCCAUCUCUUUUUUAUUUAAUUUUCUCAUAUAUUCGAACAGUAUUGAAGCCAUACUUUUUGCUGGAGCAUCAACCUUAGUAAUCACAGCAAUAUCAGCUCGCCUUGUACUAACAAAGAAAGCGCCUCGGGAUCCACUCUUCUAUGUUUUUGCAGCCUACGCCUUUUUGAGUGUUGUGAACCUUAUCAUAGGUCUUGAACAGGAUGGCAUCAUCGAUGGAUUCAUGACCUUUUACUUGAAAGAGGCAGACCCCUACAUUAACACUGCUCAUGGACAUAUGAUUUCCUACUGGGAUGGAUGUGUACACUACCUCAUGUACUUACUGAUGGUAGCGGCAAUAACCUGGGGGGAGAGUUAUAGGGCUAUUGGCUUAUACUGGGAGGGAUCCUUCUUAAUGAGGGUCAUAGUGUACAUUCCUGGCAAUAUUGUGGGAAGGUAUGGAGCUCAGCUGAGCCCCUUGUUCCUCAUUCACAUGCUGUAUGUGCUGGUGUCCAUAUGGGCCUGCUUCAGGGUCUUCAGUCAGCCUGUAGUGCAAGGUGCUCCGCCGGAGGAUAUUGAGGAUACCCAAAAGAAGAGUCUAUUGCAGAGACCUGUAGAUUUACUGUUUGCAGCAUAUCUACUGUUUGCAACUUCCUUCUGCUUAUUCAGAGGUCUGGUGGCGCUGGAUUGUCCCACCGAAUGUUGUCAAGCCUACACUCAGUACUAUGAACCGUACUUAAAGGACCCCUCUGCCUACCCUAGAAUCCAAAUGAUAGUGAACAUGCUGUACUUCGUGCCAUACUAUGUCAUAACUCUGUAUGGUUUGGUGGUUCCUGGUUGCGAGUGGAUCCCUGACCUCACACUCAUUCAUGCGGGUGCAGUGGCGCAGGCACAAUUUUCUCAUAUUGGUGCCUCACUCCAUACACGGACGCCCUUCUCCUACAGAGUGCCAGCAGACACUCAGCUGCUUUUCCUCACUGUCAACAUGUUCUAUGGCCUGGUGCCACAGGUGCUCAGCUACCAUCUUCUCAGCAACCGAGCCUUCUUCCUGAAGCGACUGCCACAGAAGACUGAAUGAGCUUGGUCAGUUUCUAUACGAUGAUAGACAUACUAAAUGUCAUGGCAUUUUGAAACUUUACUUUGGCUGCUGUAUACGUAUUCUGUUAAAUUGAGGUUUAUAUAUAUAUAUAUAUAUAUAUUUUUGCCAAUGGUGUGGAUUACUCGGGAUGUGUAACCAUUUGGGUGAAAGGUUCAAGGACUCUCAAUUCAUGGUGUUGCAUGACACAUGAUAUUUGUGUCACCAAUCAUCAAUCUCCGUUGUGUCUGAUUGCAUAACAUUCCUGUGCAGUGCAAAUACUUGUGUGCAUUCAUGCCUCUCCUUCUCUGGAGAUUUUGAAAAAUCUGUGCCUCAGUACUGGACACCUAGUGGGCAGCCGUGGCCUACUGAUUAGCACUUCGGACCUGUAACCGGAGGGUUGCCGGUUCGAACCCCGACCAGCACAGUUGAAGUGCCCUUGAGCAAGGCACCUAACCCCUCA
Messenger RNA from Alosa alosa (allis shad), 1972 nucleotides. Its product is annotated as transmembrane 6 superfamily member 1-like. The record is from RefSeq and is a predicted model, not a curated record. The transcript is spliced from 10 exons. NCBI's taxonomy places the organism in Eukaryota, Metazoa, Chordata, Actinopteri, Clupeiformes, Clupeidae. Gene Ontology annotation, cellular component: lysosomal membrane. Bases 406 to 1512 code for a protein of 368 amino acids.